UUAUUAGUCCGACAGGCGCUCAUCCCUAGUUUUUACGAUCUUCUUCUUACUACCGCUUGCCAUUCGCCCGGAGUCGUUUGUUUUGGUUAUCAUUUUUAUGCGACAUGGCGACGGAGGUGUCCCAACUGUUGCUGGCGGUGAUCCAGGGCAUCCCAGCCGGCGCCAACAAUGAUGACCUGACCAAGGCGCUGCCCGAUGUCUCGGCUGCCACGCGGGUGGAGGCUUUGAACAUACUGAUUCAGCAGGGCGGCGUGGAGAUCCUGAAGAAGGGCGAGAAGCUGGUGUACCGCGCCAAGGAUCCGGAGAAGAAGAGCGCCUUGCCCAAGGAUGCGGACAACGAGGAGAAGGUGGUCUACGGAAUUGUGGAGGAAGGCGGCAACAAAGGCAAAUGGAUAAGGGACAUACGCAUGAAGUCCAAUCUGAACAUGAUACAGCUCAACAAGAUCUUGAAGAAUCUGGAGACCAAAAAGCUGAUAAAGGCAGUCAAGUCCGUGAACGCCAGCAAAAAGAAGGUUUACAUGCUUUACAACUUGGAACCAGAUCUAUCCAUCACAGGAGGAGCUUGGUACCAGGAUCAGGACUUCGAGGUGGAAUUUGUGGACGUUCUCAAUCAGCAGUGCCUGCGGUUUCUGCAAAUGAAACGAGACAGCGCGGAGAAGAAGCGCGAAGGUCCUUUGGCCUUCAAGCAAAUGUCCUGCUGCACGGUCAAUGAGGUACAGAAGUUCAUCUCGGAUCUGGGCAUCAGCAAAGUUAAUCUGGCGGAGGCCGACCUGGAAACCAUCCUAAAAACCGUGGUGUACGACGGCAAUGCGGAACGGGUGCGUCAGCAGGAUGGAUCCCAUGUCUAUCGGGCUGUCAACUCUCCACUUCCACCCACAGGUCUGGUGCAGAUGCCCUGCGGCAUUUGUCCUGUGAUCAAGAACUGUUCCAAUUGCGGCGAUGUUACUGCUAUAACUUGUGAAUACAUGCGAGAUUGGUUAGAUUAAAAAGGUAUCCAAAAAAA
Molecule: messenger RNA, 1003 nt
Organism: Drosophila elegans
Lineage: Eukaryota; Metazoa; Arthropoda; Insecta; Diptera; Drosophilidae
Gene: Polr3F
Product: probable DNA-directed RNA polymerase III subunit RPC6
Exons: 3
Coding region: 105-986 (293 amino acids)
Biological process (GO): transcription by RNA polymerase III
Cellular component (GO): RNA polymerase III complex
Source: RefSeq, a predicted model, not a curated record